CAACUGACCUACCAGGUCUACCAACACCAGUGGAAGAGAAAAAACCAAAGACAAUCAGUCAUAUAUUUAGCCAUUUCCUUUUGCUUUUUCUUUCAGUCAGGUCUCAUUGUUGCGUGUUACCAUGGAUACGUGGAUGUGGUCAUCGCCCUCUCCCAGUGCCCAUACCUGGAUGUGAACUGGCAGGACAACGAGGGCAACACUGCUCUAAUAACAGCAGCACAAGCAGGUCACGUCUUCAUUUCCUGCUACCUCCUGAAUUACUUCCCUGGUUUGGACAUUGAGAGGAGGAACUGUCACGGUUUCACGGCGCUGAUGAAGGCUGCCAUGCAGGGCAGGCCAGAGUGUGUUCGAGCUCUCAUGCUGGCAGGAGGGGACAUCCGCGCCCGGGACUACGGCCGCCGCAUGACACCCAGGGAGUGGGCUCUGUUCACGGGUCGAUACGAGACGGCCAGAUUGAUGGAUCAGCUGAUGUCAAAGCCCUGCGCCGAGCAGUUCUGUGACUCAUUUUCUCUGGAGUGGCCCAUGUUAGAGGAAUUGGUGACUAAGGCGCAAGAAAAAAGGAGUUGCUGGAACAAUCUCAUCAAUCGCCUGACCUGUUGCUCUUUCCGGUUCUUUAUUAACAACAAGGUGAACCCCAUAGACAACGGCGUUCUCGACCACAUGGUCAGGAUUACUACCAGUUUAUCCAGUCCCCUCAUUGCCCCAGCAUGCCGAACGGUGUGCCCAGGCAGCCCCCCGUGCAUCGGGAAGCGCCGUUACGCGGUACAGGAGAUCCUGAGGCGACAGAGGCUGGCGGAGCUGAAGCGCCUCGGCCCGGACAGACUCAACAACUAUAAGAGAUUUUUCCAGAACUCGCGGGUCCUCCUCAUUCCCAAGGCCAAGGACCGCAGGGCCAGCCUGCAGCCUCAGCUGCUCAGCGACAUGGCGGCGGCCUCCACCGUGGUCAUCCGGCGAGCCAGCCUCCUGCCGCUCAACAUGCUGAGGAGGAGCAGCGUGCGUCCAGGCAUUGUGGUGCCAAAGGUGACGCUCUGCAAGGCCCCCGCCCCGAGCUUCACACCGGAGAAGGUCAAGCGCAGGGAUAACCAGAGUAAGCUGCAGAUCCCCAAAUGGGAUUACAAGAUGAAGAAAAUAGAGAGGAGGCAGGAGGAGGACAGACAAAGACUGCUUUUGCUGACAAGACGGAGGUAAAGGGAAGAAUAAAAACCUGCAGUUUAUAUUGAAGUGUCUUUUCCAAAGUCCAUCCUGACGAGUCAUGCUUGUCUUUAGAAUCUAAGAAAUUCAGUUUAACUUGCUCUUUACCUGGGAUAACUUGUUGCCUUGUUUCUAAUUCAUAUAAUUUUUUUCUUUUUGUGUGAAUAUAAUGCUGCAAUGAUACAAAUAUCUGUACAUGGUAACAUAAGUAAAGAAAGUUGUAAAUGUUAACCACGCAAUACUAAUUAAAA
Oryzias melastigma (Indian medaka) is the source of this 1442-nucleotide messenger RNA. It is a transcript of the gene ankrd33bb, whose product is annotated as ankyrin repeat domain 33Bb. The record is from RefSeq and is a predicted model, not a curated record. Gene Ontology annotation, molecular function: protein binding. Lineage: Eukaryota; Metazoa; Chordata; Actinopteri; Beloniformes; Adrianichthyidae. The transcript has 4 exons. The annotation marks the transcript as partial.